This is a messenger RNA of Musca domestica (house fly), 850 nucleotides long. RefSeq names its product cytosolic Fe-S cluster assembly factor NUBP2 homolog (gene Nubp2). The transcript has 2 exons. Gene Ontology annotation, molecular function: 4 iron, 4 sulfur cluster binding; ATP-dependent FeS chaperone activity; ATP binding. The record is from RefSeq and is a predicted model, not a curated record. Lineage: Eukaryota; Metazoa; Arthropoda; Insecta; Diptera; Muscidae. Gene Ontology annotation, biological process: iron-sulfur cluster assembly. Gene Ontology annotation, cellular component: cytosol. The coding region runs from base 48 to 818 and encodes 256 amino acids.
UCCUGUAUUGAAUACUUCAGCUGUUCCAGAACUAGACUCCAGCAAAGAUGUUGGAUAAAGUAAAACAUGUAAUAUUGGUUCUUUCGGGAAAGGGUGGCGUCGGCAAGUCCACCGUCAGCACACAGUUGGCAUUGGCCUUAAGAGAAGCUGGCCUAAAGGUUGGCCUAUUGGACAUUGAUCUGUGCGGUCCCUCAGUUCCAUAUCUCUUGGGCCUGGAAGGUCGUGAUAUCUAUCAAUGUGACGAGGGUUGGGUGCCAAUUUACACGGAUGACAGCAAGAGCUUAGCUGUCAUGUCCAUUGGUUUCUUGUUGAAAAAUCGCAAUGAUCCGGUCAUUUGGCGGGGACCCAAAAAGACAAUGAUGAUCAAACAAUUCCUUACCGAUGUAAAAUGGGAUGAGUUGGACUAUUUAAUCAUUGACACACCACCUGGCACUUCGGAUGAACAUAUCACCGUUAUGGAAUGUAUGCGUGAAGUUCGUUGCGAUGGAGCGAUAAUUGUUACCACACCCCAGGGUGUUGCGUUAGACGAUGUUCGCAAAGAGAUAACCUUCUGUAAAAAGACUGGCAUAGCUAUAUUGGGAAUUGUUGAAAAUAUGAGUGGUUUUGUCUGUCCCCACUGCACAAAUUGUACGAAUAUUUUCUCAUCAGAAGGUGGAGUUGAAUUGGCCAAAAUGUCAGGUGUUCCACAUCUGGGCACAGUGCCAAUAGAUCCGCGCGUCAGUGUUCUAAAUGGUACGACACGUUCGGUGCUAACAGAGCUACCCGAUUCUGGAACGGCAGCGACAUUUAAACAAUUGGUUGAGAAAAUAACUGCAUAGUAAUUCUGUGAUUGGCAUAUAUUUUUGUACAU